AUGGUGCCCUGGAUUCGGGCCAUGUCGGAGAAGCUGAGGCAGCGGCUUCGGCUGGACGUGGGGCGCGAGAUCUGCCGCCAGUACCCGCUCUUCUGCUUCCUGCUGCUCUGCCUCAGCGCCGCCUCCCUGCUCCUCAACAGGUAUCUUCAUAUUUUAAUGAUCUUCUGGUCCUUUGUUGCUGGAGUUGUCACUUUCUACUGCUCAUUAGGACCUGAUUCUCUCUUACCGAAUAUGCUCUUCACAAUAAAAUACAAACCCAAGCAGUUAGGACUUCAAGAAUUAUUUCCUCAAGGUCGCAGCUGUGCUGUUUGUGGUAAAGUGAAAUGUAAACGACAUAGGCCUUCCUUGCUCCUUGAAAACUACCAGCCAUGGAUAGACAUGAAAAUUUCUUCCAAGGUUGAUGCAUCUCUCUCAGAGGUUCUUGAAUUAGUGUUGGAAAACUUUGUUUAUCCGUGGUACAGGGAUGUAACAGAUGAUGAGUCCUUUGUUGAUGAACUGAGGAUAACUCUACGUUUUUUUGCAUCUGUCUUAAUUCGAAGGAUUCACAAGGUGGAUAUACCGUCUAUUAUAACCAAGAAACUAUUAAAAGCAGCAAUGAAGCAUAUAGAAGUGAUAGUUAAAGCCAGUCAGAAAGUGGAAAAUACAGAAUUUUUACAGCAAGCGGCAUUAGAAGAAUAUGGUCCAGAGCUUCAUGUGGCCUUGAGGAGUCGAAGGGAUGAAUUACACUAUUUAAGGAAACUUACUGAACUACUUUUCCCUUAUGUUUUGCCUCCUAAAGCAACAGAUUGCAGAUCCUUGACCUUACUUUUAAGAGAGAUCCUCUCAGGUUCUGUGUUUCUUCCUUCUUUGGAUUUCCUAGCUGAUCCAGAUACUGUGAAUCAUUUGCUUAUCAUCUUCAUAGUUGACAGUCCACCUGAAAAAGCAACUGAACCACCUUCCCCUUUGGUUCCAUUCUUACAAAAAUUUGCAGAACCUAGAAAUAAAAAGCCAUCUGUGCUGAAAUUAGAAUUGAAGCAAAUCAGAGAGCAGCAAGAUCUCUUAUUUCGUUUCAUGAACUUUUUGAAACAAGAAGGAGCAGUACACGUUUUGCAAAUUUGUCUGACUGUGGAGGAAUUCAAUGAUAGAAUUUUGCGACCAGAGUUAUCAAAUGAUGAAAUGCUGUCUCUUCAUCAGGAGUUGCAGAAAAUUUAUAAAACAUAUUGUUUGGAUGAAAGUAUUGACAAAAUUCGAUUUGAUCCCUUCAUUGUAGAAGAGAUUCAAAAAAUUGCUGAAGGCCCCUAUAUAGAUGUUGUGAAACUUCAAACUAUGAGAUGUCUUUUUGAAGCAUAUGAACAUGUACUUUCUCUGUUGGAGAAUGUGUUUACUCCUAUGUUCUGCCACAGUGAUGAGUAUUUCAGACAACUUUUAAGAGGUGCAGAAUCACCAACACGCAAUUCAAAAUUCAACAGAGGUAGCCUAAGUUUGGAUGAUUUUCGGAGCACACAAAAAAGAGGAGAAUCAUUUGGAAUCAGCAGAAUAGGUAGCAAAAUUAAAGGAGUAUUCAAGAGCACCACCAUGGAGGGAGCUAUGUUACCUAAUUAUGGUUUAGCUGAAGGUGAAGAUGAUUUCAUUGAAGAAGGUAUUGUUGUAAUGGAAGAUGAUUCUCCAGUGGAAGCUGUGAGCACACCUAAUACUCCCCGAAAUCUUGCUGCAUGGAAAAUUAGCAUUCCAUAUGUAGACUUUUUUGAAGAUCCCUCCUCUGAAAGGAAGGACAAAAAGGAAAGGAUACCUGUGUUUUGUAUUGAUGUUGAAAGGAAUGAUAGAAGAGCAGUUGGGCAUGAGCCUGAACAUUGGUCUGUCUAUAGAAGAUAUCUUGAAUUCUAUGUACUUGAAUCAAAACUAACAGAAUUUCAUGGCACAUUUCCUGAUGCCCAGCUUCCUUCCAAGAGAAUCAUUGGUCCUAAAAAUUAUGAGUUCUUAAAGUCAAAGAGAGAAGAAUUUCAAGAAUAUUUACAGAAACUUCUGCAGCAUCCAGAGCUGAGCAAUAGUCAACUUUUGGCAGAUUUCCUCUCCCCCAAUGGUGGAGAAACACAAUUUCUUGAUAAGAUACUACCAGAUGUAAAUCUUGGGAAAAUUAUAAAGUCUGUUCCUGGAAAACUAAUGAAAGAGAAAGGUCAGCAUUUGGAACCUUUCAUCAUGAAUUUCAUUAAUUCCUGUGAAUCUCCAAAGCCUAAGCCAUGUAAACCAGAACUGACCAUUCUCAGUCCUACUUCAGAAAACAACAAGAAGCUUUUCAAUGACCUGUUUAAGAAUAAUGCAAAUCGUUCUGAGAACACAGAAAGAAAACAAAAUAAGAAUUACUUUAUGGAGAUGAUGACUGUAGAAGGAGUUUAUGAUUACCUCAUGUACGUAGGACGAGUAGUUUUCCAAGUUCCUGACUGGCUUCAUCAUCUCUUAAUGGGCACUCGAAUCCUCUUUAAAAACACCCUGGAAAUGUAUACUGACUACUGUAUUCACUGUAAGCUAGAACAGCUAUUUCAGGAGCAUCGUUUGGUCUCACUUAUAACACUUCUCAGAGAUGCUGUAUUCCGUGAAAACACUGAACCUCGCUCUCUCCAAGACAAGCAAAAACGAGCAAAACAGACUUUUGAUGAAAUGAUGAAUUACAUUCCAGAUGUGAUUGUCAAGUGUAUUGGUGAAGAAGCCAAGUAUGAAAGCAUCAGGCUUCUAUUUGAUGGCUUACAGCAGCCAGUUCUCAACAAGCAGCUGACUUACGUUUUAUUGGACAUUGUGAUACAAGAACUGUUUCCAGAGCUCAAUAAGGUACAAAAGGAAGUUACCUCUAUGACAUCCUGGAUGUAA
Molecule: messenger RNA, 2841 nt
Organism: Pipistrellus nathusii (Nathusius's pipistrelle)
Lineage: Eukaryota; Metazoa; Chordata; Mammalia; Chiroptera; Vespertilionidae
Source: the annotation of a GenBank genome assembly